AUGACAAGCAUCACUGCUUCUGGUCUUCUGGGCCCUGUCGCCGCCCUAAGUGGUUGGACCCUGGUCAUGGAAGUAUGGAUGUACGCUGUCUGCAUUCCGGUUUACAACAAAAUCAAAAUUACGAGUCAGAUCACCAAGAGCCAAAUGGACGCGCAGAUGCCUGCCUCUGCGCGCUGGAAGAGAGAUAACUAUAACCAUCUCUUUGAGCAGCCAACCCAGUUCUACGCGAUCGCUUUGGCGCUGGCAGUUGCUCGUGGAGGAAAGAUUGACCAACUGGAUUCGAUUCUUGCAUGGACCUACGUUGGCGCCCGCGUUUUGCAUAGCCUGGUUCAUUCUACGACAAAUACCCUCAUGGCGCGAUUUCUCCUAUUUGGCCUCUCGUCGAGUAUUCUGGCGGUCAUGACGGGAAGACUGGCCAUGGUUGUAUUCUAA
Molecule: messenger RNA, 432 nt
Organism: Penicillium subrubescens
Lineage: Eukaryota; Fungi; Ascomycota; Eurotiomycetes; Eurotiales; Aspergillaceae
Product: MAPEG family protein
Exons: 1
Coding region: 1-432 (143 amino acids)
Cellular component (GO): membrane
Source: RefSeq, a predicted model, not a curated record